AUGGAAUUUGGGAAGCGCCCAGACCCUAGCGCAGUAUUGGCAGAAGGAUUUAUUAAGAUCACCCAAAGGACAAGCUGUCCUUUUCCGUCCAGAUGCUCCUUCCAUCGCCCGGGGAGGGUGGCUGGGCGGGGGACGGUGGCGGAGAGGGGAGCGGGGACUCCGUCGGGCCAGUCUAGUGGAGGACUGCGCAGACUCGCCCCCGGGCCCGGUCGAAGCGACUCCGUGGGCGGGCGGGGGGCGGAGCCGGCGCGCCGGAGCCUCCUCCCGGGCGGCGGGGGCGGUCCCGUGGCCGCUUCUCACCGCCUUCCCUUUCUCCGGGAGGUGAUCUUCGAGGCCGAGUGUGGGGUGAGUCAAUGGGGCCUCCGCUCCGCCAGCGCCCGGGAAGCGCAAUUGCGCGCAGAGGGCGGCGGGCGCCGUGUGGGAAUCCCCGGGCGGCGGGCCGGGUCGGUCCCCCGCGCCGAAGCCGGUCGCGGGCCGGGCCUCGGAGGACCGUUCUGCCUCCGCCCAGGCGGCGGGGCCGGGCAGGGGGCCUGCGGAGGCCGAGCCCGGCGGGAGGCACCGGCUCAGUUGCGGGCGGCACCGCGGCGCUCCCAGGCGAGAUGCUGCCAGGUGGGAAUUCAGGGGUCGGCCCCCGAGGUCCCGCGUCGCGGUUCUAGAGUCGCCGCCAGCACCUCUCUCCCUGCCGGGAGAAUCAGCGUGAAGAAGCCCCUUCCUCCUUGGAGCCCUCUUUCCCCAGCGUUUCUACUGGGAAACCCAUUGCUGAUCCCAGCGUGGGACCUUCAGGGGCCGACGAGUGCUAUCAUGAGCACUUUCCCUUGUAGCUUUGUAAGCACCAUUUUAAGGAAAGAAUGUGUUCCAUUAUAUACCUUCAGACCUUCUCAAGCCUUCUCAUUGAUGUGCCUCUAAUAACUGCAGAAAGGGAACUUCAAGUGACCCCACUACAGGAUUCGCUGGGAUAACUGAGAAUGGCAUAUAAGUACACAGCGAGCCUCCAUUAAAAUCCCCCAUUGGAAAUUCUUAGGAAUUCUUUCAUGCUGCAUAACAAAGACUAAAUAAAACAAUUUCAGUCCCUUGCUUGUUAAAUUGAUUUCAUGUUUCCUUACUGUUUCAUGCCAGCCCUUGUUGUAAAACAGGUGAUACAGGACCAACCAGCAGGCAGCUCUUGCCCAGAGGCAGGGACACUGCUCUGGUAUGCUGUGUGGGUUCAGGGAGGAAGUGGCAGACUAGACAGCAAUUCCUCCCAGAGUCAGAAGAGAGGAGUACUGAUUUUGGAAACUCAGUGACAGAGAAGCAGAAGGUGGUGGGCAUGACUAAGAGAAAGGGCCAUUUAUUAGAGAUGGGGCCCUCUGUCCUUAGGAGAGCGUUGGUAUUAGUAGACCAAAGGGAGCUAGCAUGGGAGUGAG
Messenger RNA from Kogia breviceps (pygmy sperm whale), 1403 nucleotides. The record is from RefSeq and is a predicted model, not a curated record. Lineage: Eukaryota; Metazoa; Chordata; Mammalia; Artiodactyla; Physeteridae.